This is a messenger RNA of Pseudo-nitzschia multistriata, 2997 nucleotides long. The record is from the annotation of a GenBank genome assembly. NCBI's taxonomy places the organism in Eukaryota, Bacillariophyta, Bacillariophyceae, Bacillariales, Bacillariaceae.
UAUUUUAUGCUUUUGGAUCCUUUCAGCAGUAAUAACAACAAAUUGGACUGUGAAACACAACUAAUAGGUAUGUGAGACAUUUUGAGGAGGCAAAAUUUUGAUCACAUGUACUAACCCCCAUACAUAUAUGUGUAGAAUCCUUGCAUAAAGACCAACUCAGCCAAAAUUUCCUCAUGACCAUUCAAUAUGAUGCAGUGUCAGUUUUUUUUGUCAAACUUCUUGUUCAGGCAUAUAUUUUUGCAGGCAGGAGAACAUUGUGAGGGUUCUAUGGUGGUGGAAUGAUUUGGAGUCAAAAUUUUUGAGGAGAACCCCUCAAAAAUAUAUUUGGUAGUGUGUCAACCCAAAUUCUUUUGCUCCAUGCAUAGGGUUUGGUUCAACUCCACCCAGUUUUUGGUCACAUCAGGAGACUGCUGAUGGUGUUUUGUGAUUGAUACCAGAUAAGGAAUCCUACGUACAUACUGUACAUAAAAGUACAGUAUUAUGUCAUAGACACAAUUCACUGCAGUAAAUUCAUUGCAGUACUACUGGUUUGUAACAUACUACUAGUAGAGUACUGCUGCUGAUAUUCUUAGAGAGACAGUAUCAGCAGUAAGCUCAAAAUAACAGUAUUAGUAGUAGUUAUUCUACCCAUAAGUCUGUCAAAUGAGCUCUUUGAUGUGACAACUAUUUAUAUUCUUAUCAAUAAUUCUUAUGCCUGUGCUAUUUUAUAAAAUCAACAAGUACUGAUAUUCCUGGAGAGAUUUUACAAGCAGUAAACUAAUAAUACCAGUAUUAGUGUUACAAUUCUGGCUAGAGACCUAUUUUAAGGUCAAUGAGGGUUUUGUCAAAAAUGGGAGCUAGGUGACUUCAUUUAGCAUCACAUUUCCCCCUGCUGGCUGUAUUAUUUGAUAUUAGUAAUCUUUGAUGUUUGAGAGUACUGAACCCAAUACUGACAAAAUACCAGCAGUAUUGCUGGGAAGGGACCAAAAUCAUUAUGAGGGCCUUAGUAUCUUCUUUGUCAACAAUAUGCACUUUUCUAUUUUUUUAGCUUUACAUAACCCCCAUGGCACCAACAGCUUUACAUAACCCCCAUGGCACCAACAGACAGGCCAGGACGACUGUAUCUUGCUAUGAAGCUUUUCUACUAUGAUAAUGAAGAAGAAAUGAUAUCCUAACAAUGCAAAUACUAGUAAUUGACCAGCAGGAACCAAAUCAAUAUGAGAGCCAUAUCUUUCUCAAAAAUGGGAGGUACAUCAUUAAAUUUGGCAUCACAUUGUAUCCCCCCUUGGUAGUACCACCAAUAAAGAAGAAUGUGUCUUGCUACUACAAAAAACCUCCUCAUCUAUGAUAUGUUUUGAAAAUAUACUACUCUCACAAUGCAAAUACAAGUAAUUGCUGUCCUGGGAACAAAAACACUAUGAGCACCACAGCUUUGCCAAAAAUGAGAGUUAGUAGGUGAUUAUAUGUAGCAUCACAUACCUUCCAUGGCACCAAGGGACGAGGAGAAUAGUAAUUAGGAAUGAAUCUUGUUAUGAAGGACAUCUAUGAUAUUUUGGAAGAAACAAGUUAGUGCAAAACACUAUGAGGGCCACCAUAACUAGUAAGACUACUACAUUUACUAGUAUCACAUACCUCCCAGCAUGGCACCAAUAGGAGCUAGUAGUAGUACUAGAGAGAAAUAUAUCCUGCUUUGUUAUUAUUCAUCUGGUGUUGAACAGGCGGGGACUUGUUACAGGGACAAUCCCAGUACUAUUAGUAUUUGCUCAGCAGAAAGAACCAGACAUAGUAGUGGUACGUAGUAUUACUAGUACCAGCAGUACUAGGCACCAGGAUAUCCAUGAUAACUUCUUCUUAGUAAAAAAAGGAGUUAGAUGACUAUAUUUAGCAUUGCAUACCUGCCUUGGCACCAAUAGACAGGGUUGUAUCUUGCCAUAAACCUAAUAUAUUUAUUCAAUCUGUAAGGGAUCAGCACUAGAACUGUACACAGUAUUCAGUAUUUGUGUCAACAUGGUACUACCAUAGUACUGUAAUAUGGUCUUGUCGUACCAUAUGUACAUACAAACACCCGUGUAUGAUAGUCUGUCCUUUUUCCGCCGUCACGUUUUUUGACACGUUUCUCAAUUUUUUCCUCAUAAGUAACAUGGGAUACGUUUUGAAACGUCAUUUUUGAUAAGCCUUUCUUCAUGACAGUAAAACGUGCUUUGAAGUAUUCUCUUUAUGACACGUAGAUUUCAUGGGCUCUGUCAGCUUGUGCUCAGAAUUCGAAGGGUCCUUCUCGUUGUUGAGAAACAGUGCAUGGAGUUUUCUAGUCGCGCGCGUACCAAAAAAUGGCGUAAUCUUUUCACAUGGCCUGCGGUAUGUAGUGCUACAGUUUUGUUCUUUUUUGUUACCUGAUGGGACGGCAUCGAAAAACCAAUUUUCGAGAACCGAGACACAGACAGCCGAGUGAGACCAGAAGUGUGCUUCGUCCGUGGCCAUGGAGGCAUUGGGCUGUGCCAAUCCGAACGAUGGCGAUGACAGCAAUGGCGCUGUUCUGGGCCCAGCAGACCACCGAGAUCGAGAACCGUCCACGGACCACGCCAACGAAAACACCACGCAAAGCGCUAGCAGCAGUUCUUCUUCUGCUUCUCCCGGCACGUCCCGGGACGCAAGCAUCAAUAGCUUCGACAUCGACAUCGACAACGACAUUGACGAUCGACCUCCGUUCCCGGGGACGAUGGCAGCAUUGGUAGCAGCUCCCAUCGUGUUCACCGAACGCAUCGCCGAGGCCUGCACCAGCAGCAUCCUUCUGGAACAGCUCCUCUUUUUCCUGGCCGGGCUGGGAUCCUCGAUUGGCUACAUUUCCUCUCUCUCGAGCCUGGUGUACUUCAAGCUGCUCUUCGGGCCCGAUUCCUUCGUCUACCUGAACUGUGCAGUCUUUUUUCCCCUCCUGCCCAUCAGCCUGGCGCAGGCGGCCUGGGAUUCGGUCUUUGACGCAAUCUACCAGAGCCGCGUCACCUUUCUGGUGCGCGCCGUGGU